This is a messenger RNA of Meloidogyne enterolobii, 753 nucleotides long. The record is from the annotation of a GenBank genome assembly. NCBI's taxonomy places the organism in Eukaryota, Metazoa, Nematoda, Chromadorea, Rhabditida, Meloidogynidae.
UUUUUAAAAUUUUUGGCGUUUUGGCGUUGUGUUUUUGGCGUUUUAUCGUUUGGCGUGUUUUAAAAAUUUGAAAAAUUGGCGUUUUGUGUUUGGUGCGGAAAUUGUUGGGAACCUUAAAAUUAAAAAAUAAAAAAUUAUUUUGGCGCACAUCCCUGUCCAGAACGGUCGGGAACAGACUUGAUCUCAAUUUUGUCUUUAUUUCGUUUCGCUCUGAAUUUUGUUUCGGGUUUGAUUCGCUCCGAAAUAAAUAGAAAAUUUUAAUAUUUCGAUUCGAAAUUUUUUUGAACACUUACGAGUAUGUCUCGUUACGAGAGUUUCAUCUUAUGGUUACUCAGGUCGAGAAUGGGGUUGUCGGUUCUGGACCGAACCGAACCGAAGACCAAGGAUUUUUCGGUUCAGUUCUUCGGUUCAGUUUCGGAUAUCCGAUGAAUUUCCAGGAACCGACAACCCUACUCGAGAAUAAUCUCAAAAUAAAUUAUUUUUCUCUAUACAAAAUAUUUAUUCUUAUUUUAUUCUCUUCAUUUAAUUAAUUUAUUUAUUUUGACUUUUAAUUUCUUAAAAUAACUCGUCUUCUUCACAAAUUAAAAGGAAAUACUUUAACGGUUUUUACAACCAUUACUAAUUGACUGCGCGAAAAUUUAUAGAAAAAGGAAUAGUUGAAGGGGAUGGGGAUGAGUAGUUGUAGGUCGGGGAUACACGUGACAGUUGGAGAGAAAGAAAAUAAAAAUUUAUUUAUGUAUAUUUAUUUAGUUU